Effrenium voratum is the source of this 1722-nucleotide messenger RNA. NCBI's taxonomy places the organism in Eukaryota, Dinophyceae, Suessiales, Symbiodiniaceae. The record is from the annotation of a GenBank genome assembly.
AUGGCGUCGUUCCUUCCGCUCGGUCAGGUGCGCACCGCGGGGGGCUCCGAUGGCCCCAGCAUCGGGGGCGGCCUGCGACUGCAGAGGCGCCAGGCGAGGCUGGCGUGCGGGCCGAAAGCGGGGGGACGGCUGACGGGUUUUGUGUUGGAUCGCGCCGGUGGCUCAGGCUUCAGCGUGGAACAGAGGGAGCUCACGGUCUGUUCAGUGCAGGAUUCCUUCAGGCGCUGCUUCACAUGCACUCCACAGGAGUUUGUGGAUAAGAUGGAUCAUCAAGUGGGCAAGGUCUUCGGCCGUCCGGGCCAAGUCCGAUCUUUGGUGAUGAUCAUCGCUCCGCACACGGAGGCGGUCAUGCGCUUGGGUGAAGAGGCCGAGUCCCGAAGCUUGAAGACGGCUGCAGAGAAGGACAAUGCCGGCACCAUCAACGGCCACAACGGCCACAAUGGCCACAACGGCCACAAUGGCCACAAUGGCCACAAUGGCCAUGACGGCUACAACAGCCGAAAUGGCCGCGCCGAUCAGACCGAGGCGAGGGCACGGCCCAGCGAGGCAUUUGCGCCCGAGCCGAAACCGAAAGCGCCGGCAGCGAGCGAGACAGGAGCAGAUUCCAAAGAUCCAGAGGCGACACGAGGGGAAGAGAGGCGGCUCCACGUCGCCGCCCAGGACUUCGAGCCCCUGGGCCACGGGGAAUUGGAGCUCAAGGAGGGCGACUUGGUGCGGGUGCUCCUUGACCCCCAGGCCACGCAGGCCGGUCAUUGCCAAGACCGCUGGGUCUACGGGGAGAAGGAGGACACGGCAUCCCGACUGCAAGACUUUUCAGUUGCCUUUGUCGAUGGCAUGGGGGUGAAUGCUGGCCUUUCCGUGCGCGCCAACGAUGACACGGACUUCGUCCUCUACUUGGGGGCCCCGCGCACCGGCACGCAGACCAUGUACGAGGCUCUGCAGAUCCUAGGCUUCAAUCCCCAGCACAGUGGCUACAAUUUCUCUUCGCGCGACGCGCCUUGCCAGUACCUCUUUGGCAACGGCACGCUGAAAGAAGCACUGGCCACGCUGGAGGGCAAGAGCGGUGCCAUGGACGAGCCCUACUUCUUCAUGUACAAGGAGAUCCUGCAGGCCUAUCCGCACUCCAAGUUCAUUCUUCCGAAAGUCGACCUUGACGAGUGGCUGCAUUCCUACCUAAACUUCUUCAAGAAGAUGCUGAUCCCGGACAUCGACAAGGACAUGGCCGUGAGAAUGAUGCUUGGCGCCAAGAAAGAGAAGGCCUAUAUGGAAUCACGAUAUGACUACUAUUCCUCGCAUUUAGAGUUUACCGAUUCACAUUGUAAUGCGGUCCGCUAUUGGCAGAGCUGCCAGUUCAUUCUGGGCGACUUGAUGCCAGAGGGCGCCAAGGAAGACUGCAAAGCGAGCUUUCAGGAGCACAUUGACAAAGCCGUCAAGGCCAUCCCUGCGGACCGGCUUCUGACCUUUGACCUCUCAGACGGCUGGGAACCUUUGGCGAAGUUCCUGGGGAAGCCGAUCCCCAAGGAGCCCUUCCCCUACUUGGACCACUUCAGCGAUGAGGCGCCCAAGAUCGGGCCCAACGGCGACGGGAAGCUUCCGGACCUCUCAGAGUCUCCGGUGGAAGUUCCGGCCGUGUCCUUCGCACAGACCUCCUCCCGGCACGUGGCAGCGACGCGCGGUGAGCGCGGUGAGCGCGGUGAGCGCGGUGAGCGCGGUGAGCUGUGA